AUGUCAAAUCAUUAUUUCUCCCCCUUUCUGUACACCAAUCAUAUCACGUCAAACAAUUAUUCUACCUCUCUUCUGUACAGUAAUCAAUUCAAAUCAUUACCUCUCCUUCUGUACAUCGCGUCAAACAAUUAUUCUACCUCCCUUCUGUACAGUAAACACAUCAUGUCAAAUCAUUAUUUCUCCUCCUUUCUGUACACCAAUCAUAUCACGUCAAACAAUUAUUCUAUCUCUCUCUUCUUAAUCACAUCAUGUCAAAUCAUUAUUUCUCCUCCUUUCUGUACACCAAUCACAUCAUGUCAAAUCAAUUAUUCUCUCCUUCUGUACAGUAAUCACAUCAUGUCAAAUCAUUAUUUCUGCUCCUUUCAAUACACAAUCACGCGUCAAACAAUUAUUCUACCUCUCUUCUGUACAGUAAACACAUCAUGUCAAAUCAUUAUUUCUGCUCCUUUCUGUACACCAAUCACAUCGCGUCAAACAAUUAUUCUACCUCUCUUCUGGACAGUAAUCACAUCAUGUCAAAUCAUUAUUUCUGCCCCUUUCUGUACACCAAUCACAUCGCGUCAAACAAUUAUUCUACCCUCUCUUCUGGACAUAAUCACAUCAUGUCAAAUCAUUAUUUCUCCUCCUUUCUGUACACCAAUCACAUCGUCAAACAAUUAUUCUACCUCUCUUCUGUACAGUAAACACAUCAUGUCAAAUCAUUAUUUCUCCUCCUUUCUGUACACCAAUCACAUCGCGUCAAACAAUUAUUCUACCUCCCUUCUGUACAGUAAACACAUCAUGUCAAAUCAUUAUUUCUCCUCCUUUCUGUACACCAAUCACAUCACGUCAAACAAUUAUUCUAUCUCUCUUCUGUACAGUAAUCACAUCAUGUCAAAUCAUUAUUUCUGCUCCUUUCUGUACACCAAUCACAUCGCGUCAAACAAUUAUUCUACCUCUCUUCUGUACAGUAAAAACAUCAUGUCAAAUCAUUAUUUCUCCUCCUUUCUGUACACCAAUCACAUCACGUCAAACAAUUAUUCUACCUCUCUUCUGUACAGUAAUCACAUCAUGUCAAAUCAUUAUUUCUCCUCCUUUCUGUACACCAAUCACAUCACGUCAAACAAUUAUUCUACCUCUCUUCUGGACAGUAAUCACAUCAUGUCAAAUCAUUAUUUCUGCUCCUUUCUGUACACCAAUCACAUCGCGUCAAACAAUUAUUCUACCUCUCUUCUGGACAGUAAUCACAUCAUGUCAAAUCAUUAUUUCUCCUCCUUUCUGUACACCAAUCACAUCACGUCAAACAAUUAUUCUACCUCUCUUCUGGACAGUAAUCACAUCAUGUCAAAUCAUUAUUUCUCCUCCUUUCUGUACACCAAUCACAUCACGUCAAACAAUUAUUCUACCUCUCUUCUGUACAGUAAACACAUCAUGUCAAAUCAUUAUUUCUCCUCCUUUCUGUACACCAAUCACAUCGCGUCAAACAAUUAUUCUACCUCCCUUCUGUACAGUAAUCACAUCAUGUCAAAUCAUUAUUUUUCCUCCUUUCUGUACACCAAUCACAUCACGUCAAACAAUUAUUCUACCUCUCUUCUGUACAGUAAUCACAUCAUGUCGACUCAUUAUUUCUCCUCCUUUCUGUACACCAAUCAUAUCACGUCAAACAAUUGUUCUACCUCUCUACUGUACAGUAAUCACAUCAUGUCGAAUCAUUAUUUCUCCUCCUUUCUGUACACCAAUCACAUCACGUCAAACAAUUGUUCUACCUCUCUACUGUACAGUAAUCACAUCAUGUCAAAUCAUUAUUUCUCCUCCUUUCUGUACACCAAUCACAUCACGUCAAACAAUUUUUCUACCUCCCUUCUGUACAGUAAUCACAUCAUGUCAAAUCAUUAUUUCUCCUCCUUUCUGUACACCAAUCAUAUCAUGUCAACCAACGUUUUAACCUCCCUUCAGUACACCUAUCUACCACUUCACGUCAAACUAUUAUUGAGCUCUCUUUUGUCCACCAACCACGUCAAAUAA
This is a messenger RNA of Acanthosepion pharaonis, 2004 nucleotides long. The record is from the annotation of a GenBank genome assembly. NCBI's taxonomy places the organism in Eukaryota, Metazoa, Mollusca, Cephalopoda, Sepiida, Sepiidae.